This is a messenger RNA of Callorhinus ursinus (northern fur seal), 1278 nucleotides long. NCBI's taxonomy places the organism in Eukaryota, Metazoa, Chordata, Mammalia, Carnivora, Otariidae. The record is from RefSeq and is a predicted model, not a curated record.
AUGUGUUUGGAAGUUGUGAACCUGUCUGAUUGGGAAAGGGUUGAAGAGAGCCUGGGGAACCAGAAACUCCAGACAUCUCUAGCCUCCAAGGAGAUGGUGAUCGCGGCCGAGGGGCCGGGCGGGGGGCGGAGGCUGAAGCCGCCACGCGCCCGCCGCGCGACCUCGCAGCUGGGGUCCGCGAAGGCGCGGCACGCGGGCGCCCCCCGGCCCCGGGACCGCCCCGCCUGUUCCGGGACUCCGGGCAGCGGUAUGGCCCGGGCCGGGGCCCCAGAGACCUGCAGCGCCACGGGGCGGGAGGCGCGGGCGGGAGGUGGCGGGAAGGCCGAGGAACUGGAGGUGGGAGCGGCGGCGCACCAGGGCCCGGGGCCCCUAAACCUGGAUGGGCCAGCCGUGGACCCGCUGGAGGCUGGGAGUGCCCAGGCAGACAGGGCCUACCUGCGGCUGCAGCGCAGGUUUGGGCACAUCCGCUGUCUGCAUCUGGCCCGUAGGAGUUUCGUCGUCCAGAAUAUUCCUGGCUUCUGGGUCACCGCCUUUCUGAACCACCCGCAGCUGUCACCCAUGAUCAUAACUCGUGAUGAAGACAUGCUCUGCCACCUGAUGCAUUUGGAGGUGAGGGAGCUCAGGAACGCCAGGGCCCAGUGCAAGUUCAAGUUCCGCUUUGGGAACAACCUCUACUUCCGGAACAAGGUGCUCAUGAAGGAGUAUGAGUGCAGAUCCUUGGGACCGGUGGUGUCAGUUGCAACUCGAAUCCGAUGGCACCGGGGCUAGGAACCCCCAGUUCUGGUACACGGGGACACUGUCAGCAGCUUCUUCACCUGGUUCUCUCAGCACAGCCUCCCAGAGGCUGACAAGGUUGCCCAGAUUAUUAAAGAGGACCUGUGACCCAAACCCCUGCAGUACCACCUGCUAGGGGAUAGGCCCCACAGAGCCAGGAGAGGCCUGGCAAGGUGGCCCACAGAGGCCUCUCCUACACUCUACAAGUUCCAGUUUGGCUAAGUCCCUCGCUAGGACCUGGCCCCUACAUAAGACUCCCUUCUACCUGUGCUUAGGCCAAUGACAUAACCCUGCCGUCUGCUUGCACUUUCAUGCACCCUGGCCCCUCUGAAGAUUCAUUCAGUGGACUCUGAUCCAGGAUUGUGGCCUCCAUGGCCAAACUCUUCUGUUUCCAUGUGGCCUUCAUGCAUCACAUGCCACAGUGUCUGCCCAAGCACCCAGUACUAUGGAUGGGUACUGCCAUCAUCUUCGUGGUCGGGGCCUACCUCUGAUCAUGGCCUUCCU